This is a messenger RNA of Clarias gariepinus (North African catfish), 1620 nucleotides long. It is a transcript of the gene ubxn2a, whose product is annotated as UBX domain protein 2A. Gene Ontology annotation, cellular component: nucleus; cytosol. Gene Ontology annotation, molecular function: ubiquitin binding. The transcript has 7 exons. NCBI's taxonomy places the organism in Eukaryota, Metazoa, Chordata, Actinopteri, Siluriformes, Clariidae. The record is from RefSeq and is a predicted model, not a curated record. Gene Ontology annotation, biological process: Golgi organization; membrane fusion; proteasome-mediated ubiquitin-dependent protein catabolic process. Bases 147 to 908 code for a protein of 253 amino acids.
CGGUAGCUCACUGUGUGACGUCACAUGAAUGGCUGCUGCAUUUUCUGGAGUGUGUGUUUGCUGUUGAGAGAAGCUUGCAGGCUCAAGAUCAGUCUUUGUGAACCCGACGGAAUGGAUUAAAAGGCUGAUGAAAGAAAAAAGACGUUAUGAAAAACACUGAUUCAAGAGAAGGUGUCAAAGAUGGCCAGUGGUGUGAUGGGGCUCGAAAUGAUCAUGAUGAUGAAGAGGAGACCCCCAUAAGGCCAAGUUUCUCGGUGGAGGACCUUCUAGAUGAGGUGGAGAAAAUCAGCAGUGUUCCCACAUAUGGCAAGAAGGUGGAGAUUGUGGUUAGACUGUGGAAAGAUGGUUUUACUGUGAAUGAUGAGGGAUUGCGUAGCUACUCCUCUGAGGAGAAUCAGGAGUUCCUUGAAGCUCUUAAACGAGGGGAGUUACCAUUGGAACUGGAGGGAAGAGCAGACGAGGAGGAGCUGGAGGUCAGUGUGGAGGAGAUGAAGGAUGAACUGUAUGUCCCCAAAAAGAAGACCUUCUUGCCUUUUAGUGGAAGAGGCUACAGACUAGGAAGUGUGGCGCCUAGAGUUGUGGUCAGGUCUCGUUCAAUUCAUGAAGACUGCUCUGGCCCCCCUGUCCCUCCAGUGGAGCUGGAUGAAGCAUUACCCAUUACUUGUCUGCAGAUCUGGCUAGCAGACGGCCGGCGCGUGGUGCAGAGGUUUAACCUCUCUCAUCGAAUCAGCGAUGUCCACGAGUUUGUAGAGAAAGCCCAGACGUCAAGCUCACCGUUCAUCCUGACCACGUCUUUGCCUUUUCGGGAGCUCACACAGGGGAAUCUGAGCUUGGAGGAGGCUGACCUAAUGAAUGCUGUUAUUGUCCAGCGGCCCCUCAGCACACAAGAACCUUUUGGUCACUCCUGAUCAAAGUUACCUUAACCGGUCACCUUACAGUAUGGAAAAACAUUUAACAAACUCUUUUUCUGGAACACGAAAGCAUGCAGUAUUUAAUCCUUACAAAGCUGCUCAAAAGUCUAUACAACCGCAGACCUCUUGGCAUUAAUCCAGUGUGAAAUCUCUACUUUGAACUCCACCGUGAAGAAUAAAAAUAGAAAUCAUUACAUGGAAGAAAUCUCAUCACUAUCACCUCUCGUGAUCUUCAAUCAGAGUGCAAUAAUCAUAUAUUGGUAGUCUUAUAGUAAGUGCAAAUGCUGCACAUAUGUAGUGUAUACCCAGUGAAUAUUACGAAACUUAUAUAAGUACGGUUUGAAUGAAUGACUGUCAUUCUUUGUUCUUCCCUUGUUGGAUGCCUUGACCACCUCUGAUGCAAUGCAGUACAUACAUGCCACGUCUUCAAUAUUGGUGAUCAAUAAAUAUCUGACUGAGAUUGCGCUGUGAUUGAUAAAAAAGUAAUCAAUGCACUUCUCUGUGUUUGUCACAGACUUGACUGAGGCUUGUCUUACCACAAUAAUAAUACUAUUUUUGUGUGUGAUCAAAUAUUUGCUGGUUUGCUCAUGAAAUUUAAGACAGGCUUUAUUUGCAAGUGGAAGAUAUGUACAUGCACUUUAAACUAAGUGAAAAGUUCCUUUGUACUGGAGCUUUGCUUGCAAUAAACACAUUAAACAAUUAAGACCUA